This is a messenger RNA of Malurus melanocephalus (red-backed fairy wren), 759 nucleotides long. Its product is annotated as F-box DNA helicase 1-like. NCBI's taxonomy places the organism in Eukaryota, Metazoa, Chordata, Aves, Passeriformes, Maluridae. Gene Ontology annotation, molecular function: protein binding. The annotation marks the transcript as partial. The record is from RefSeq and is a predicted model, not a curated record. The transcript has 2 exons.
GAAUAAAAAAUCCCUCACUCUUGGAUUUGGGAUUUUCCCAUUUCUUCCAGGUUUUUCCGUGCGAUCAGAGGGAUGGAGAGGCUCAGGAGGAGGCGUCUCACAGCCCCUGAGUGUGAAGCUCUGGCUCAGAGUGCCGAGGGUUCGGCGCCGCUGACGCAGCCCCUGAGCCGGGCACGAGAAACUGGGAACAGGAAUCUUCACCCCAUUCCCCGGAGGAGACACCCCAAAGGACCAGGCCAGCAGAGGAAAAUCCUGGAAUUCUUCGGGACCCCAAAGACCCCACAAACGGGAUCCGCUGGGACCACAAACUGCGGGAUCAAGGAUGAGCCUCUCGAUCCCUUUUUCCCCGAAUCCGACAAUUCCUUUGGGAUCAUGGAAAAUCCCAGCAGCAAUCCCACAAUUUUCCCGGAUAACCAGAACCUCGUGCCACCUCCUAAAGCACAUUCCAGGAAAAGACCUCAUCCCUCAGCAUCCUCAGGAAUUCCCAACGCGGAGCAGCAUCCAUGGGGUGAUCCCGACGGGGAAAUUCCCGAACGGAGCCGGAUCAAACAGGAAUGGGAAGAGCUGGAAGUGGAGCCAAUUCCCGAUUCCCAUUUCGGGCUGCUGGGAACUCGGGACUGGGAAAUUCCUCAGGGAAAAAUGGAUGAGCUUCCCGUUGAAAUCCUCAGGAAUAUUUUCUCUUUUUUGCCGCUGUCGGAUUUGUACCUCAACGUCAGUUUGGUGUGUCACUACUGGCGGGAAAUCAUCCGGGAUCCGCUG